Echinostoma caproni is the source of this 324-nucleotide messenger RNA. The record is from the annotation of a GenBank genome assembly. NCBI's taxonomy places the organism in Eukaryota, Metazoa, Platyhelminthes, Trematoda, Plagiorchiida, Echinostomatidae.
AUGUCCGAUUUUCCUGCUCUGCAAAAUGUGGCCACCACCUCGCUUCGUGCCUACACGGACCGGAUGACUCGAUGGCUUCGACUACGCGUUCGCAUGAUUCCCCUGGUCGCUGGUGUCCUGGAGCCGCUCACGGAGGCGCUCACAUUAGGAUUGCUGUUUUCAUUGGCAUUGAACUAUUUGUUCGAGUUGCCCAUCAGCUACGUAUUACUCUCACAUCUCACCGCAUGGAUUAUUUUAGAUUACACACUGCUCCGAUCGAUUCAGGUAAGCAUUUGUGAUUUGUGCGAUUUGUCUUUACCUUUGUUCGCUUUUUCGCGGAUCUAA